This is a messenger RNA of Melopsittacus undulatus (budgerigar), 6924 nucleotides long. It is a transcript of the gene PTPN14, whose product is annotated as protein tyrosine phosphatase non-receptor type 14. The transcript is spliced from 18 exons. Gene Ontology annotation, biological process: protein dephosphorylation; lymphangiogenesis. NCBI's taxonomy places the organism in Eukaryota, Metazoa, Chordata, Aves, Psittaciformes, Psittaculidae. Gene Ontology annotation, cellular component: cytoskeleton. Gene Ontology annotation, molecular function: protein tyrosine phosphatase activity. The record is from RefSeq and is a predicted model, not a curated record. The coding region runs from base 1 to 3576 and encodes 1191 amino acids.
AUGCCUUUCGGGCUGAAGCUGCGACGGACCAGGCGCUACAACGUCCUGAGCAAGAACUGCUUUGUGACAAGGAUCCGUCUGCUGGACAGCAAUGUGAUCGAGUGCACCCUCUCCGUGGAGAGCACGGGGCAGGAGUGCUUGGAAGCUGUUGCUCAGAGGCUGGAGUUACGUGAGACACACUACUUCGGCCUUUGGUUUCUCAGCAAGAGCCAGCAAGUCCGCUGGGUUGAACUGGAAAAACCUCUAAAGAAGCAGCUGGACAAAUUUGCCAAUGAGCCUUUGCUUUUCUUUGGGGUGAUGUUCUAUGUGCCCAGUGUUUCCCGACUGCAGCAGGAGGUCACAAGAUACCAGUAUUACCUACAGGUGAAAAAGGAUGUUCUCGACGGUCGGUUGCUUUCUUCAUUGGAGCAGGGAAUUCGACUAGCUGGUUUGGCAGUGCAAGCGGAUUUUGGAGACUAUGAUCAGUUUGAAUCUCAUGACUUCCUCCGGGAAUAUGUCUUGUUUCCUAUGGAUUGGACCCAGGAUGAAGCUGUCUUGGAGGAACUGACUCAAAAGGUUGCUCAGGAGCACCGAACUCACAGUGGCAUUACAGCAGCAGAGGCUGAGCUUAUGUACAUCAGUGAAGUGGAACGCCUUGAUGGGUUUGGACAGGAAAUUUUCCCUGUGAAGGAUAAUCAUGGAAAUGACAUCCACCUGGGUAUUUUCUUCAUGGGAAUCUUCAUAAAAAACAGAAUUGGAAGGACAACUGUGAUCUAUAGGUGGAAUGACAUUGGGAAUAUAGCACAUAACAAGUCUUCCAUUGUUCUAGAGCUGAUCAACAAAGAAGAGAAUGUGCUCUUUCACACAGAUGAUCUUGAAAAUGCCAAAUAUAUUUCACGGCUGUUUGCAGCAAGACACAAGUUUUAUAAACAGAACAAAAUCUGCACAGAACAAUCAAGCUCUCCUCCCCCUAUCCGACGACGGCCCACUUGGAGUAGAUCAUCCUUGCCAAGACAACAUCCAUUUAUACUGCCUCCCAUGCAUGUCCAGUGUGGAGAACACUACACUGAAACACAUAAUUCACAAGAUAGCAUUUUCCAUGGAAAUGAAGAAACUUUCUACUGUAGGUCUCAGACCAGUUUGGACAGGUGUCCAAUGGACUUCAGCUACUUGAAUGGUAAUAGACCUAAUGGGAGCGUAUGCAGUGCCCACAGCAUGAACUCUCUCAAUCGCUCACAGAACUUCAUCCAGGCAUCUCCAAUGUCCUCCAAUCUGAGCAUCCCUGGAAGUGACAUCAUGAGAGCAGAUUACAUCCCCAGCCACAGACACAGUGCAAUCAUAGUACCAUCUUACCGGCCAACUCCAGACUAUGAAACCGUCAUGAGGCAAAUGAAAAGAGGGGUGAUCCAGAUGGAUAGCCAGAGUCAGUCUUUGAGGAACCUCAAUAUUGGAAACACACAUGCUUAUAACCAGCCAGAAGACCUAGUUUACAGUCAGCCUGAGAUUCGAGAGAGGCAUCCUUACACAAUUACCUAUGGACCCCAGAGCAGUGGCUAUAACAAGCCUGUCGCCCCCUCCGACCAAAUGAACCCUAAUAAUGCUGCUCAGAAUAAGACAGCAGCCAGUGCCAUAUCCCACACCGUCAGCACACCCGAGCUGGCUAACAUGCAGCUGCAGAGCAGCCAGAGCUACAACACCGCUCACAUGUUAAAGAACUAUCUCUUCAGACCCCCACCUCCAUACCCACGUCCACGUCCUGCCACGAGCACACCAGACCUGGCGAGUCACCGGCACAAGUAUGUCAGUGGGAGCAGUCCUGACCUGGUCACUCGCAAGGUCCAGCUCUCGGUUAAAACCUUCCAAGAGGACAGUUCGCCUGUUGUCCGUCAGUCGCUGCAGGAGGUCAGUGAGCCCCUCCUGGCUGUGAAGCACCACGCAGCGGUGAACAAGCGCCACAGCUUGGAGGUCAUCAGUAACAUGGUACGUGGGAUAGAAGCCAUGGCACUGAAGACUUUAAACGCUCCUCUGCCACGCAGGAACACCCUGCGGGAGCAAGUGCAGCCGGAAGAGUCGGUUCAGAUGGGGCAUGAAGUCCAGCAAGUUCCUCAUUAUCAUCACAAAAAGACGUUCUCUGAUGCCACCAUGCUGAUACACAGCAGUGAGAGCGAAGAGGAAGAAGAAGCCUCAGAAUCUGUGUCGCAGAUUACAGCCCUCCAUAAGAACAUGGAGUACAGUGCUCAGCUGCAAGCUGCCUUGGCUAGAAUACCAAAUAAACCUCCUCCAGAGUAUCCUGGGCCUCGGAAGAGUGUCAGCAAUGGGGCCCUGAGGCAGGACCCUGUUAGCAUUUCUGUGGCUGUAGCCAGGGCCAAGGCCAUGAGGCCAGGGCCUUCCAAAGCCAUGAGUGUGUCUCGAACUGAUCAAAUGGCAAUAAACGGGUCCUCGCUGGGGCCCUCUAUCUCAGAGCCUGACCUCACAAGUGUGAAGGAGCGGGUCAAGAAAGAACCUGUCAAGGAAAGACCUGUGUCUGAAAUGUUUUCUAUUGAGGACAGCAUUAUAGAAAGAGAAAUCAUGAUGAGGAAUCUAGAAAAGCAGAAGAUGGCAGGCCUGGAGGCCCAGAAGAGGCCCUUGAUGUUGGCAGCACUGAAUGGACUCUCAGUUGCUAGGGUUCCAGUGCCGGAGGACAGCCAGGAUGAAGUCACCAAGGUGCCAAUGGAUGAGAGGUGCAAAAUCCUGAAGAGGAAGUUGGAAGAGGGGAUGGUGUUUACAGAAUAUGAGCAGAUUCCAAAGAAAAAGGCAGAUGGGAUCUUCACCACUGCUGCCUUGCCUGAAAACACUGAGCGCAACCGCAUCAGGGAGGUCGUUCCUUAUGAGGAGAACAGAGUAGAGCUGGUGCCGACCAAAGAAAACAACACAGGCUACAUCAAUGCUUCACACAUAAAGGUUACUGUAGGUGGAGAGGAAUGGCACUACAUUGCUACCCAAGGGCCUCUGCCACACACAUGCCAUGACUUCUGGCAGAUGGUGUGGGAACAGGGGGUGAAUGUUAUAGCCAUGGUCACAGCUGAGGAGGAGGGAGGAAGAAGUAAGAGUCAUCGUUACUGGCCCAAACUGGGCUCUAAGCACAGCUCAGCCACUUACGGGAAGUUCAAGGUGACAACCAAGUUCCGCACAGAUUCUGGCUGCUAUGCGACUACUGGUCUGAAAGUCAAGCAUCUUCUCUCUGGGCAAGAGAGGACAGUGUGGCAUUUGCAGUACACUGACUGGCCAGACCAUGGUUGUCCAGAAGAAGUCCAGGGCUUUUUAUCUUACCUGGAGGAGAUCCAGUCGGUGCGCCGCCACACCAACAGUGUGCUGGACAGCAGCAACCCCUGCAACCCGCCCAUCGUGGUGCACUGCAGCGCUGGGGUGGGCAGGACUGGUGUGGUCAUCCUGACCGAGCUGAUGGUCGGCUGCUUGGAGCACAAUGAGAAGGUGGAUGUUCCCAUGAUGCUGAGACACCUGCGGGAGCAGAGGAUGUUCAUGAUCCAGACCAUAGCCCAGUACAAGUUUGUCUACCAAGUGCUCAUCCAGUUCCUGCAGAACUCCAGACUUAUUUAACCUUUCCAAGCAUCCCAGACCCAGCUUUGUGGAUCGGACUGAACCUUACUGAUGAACAAGAGGAACUGCCUUGACAACACUGUGUGCAUGUACUGCACUUCUUAAGGUUGUCUUGAAAGUAAGGAAUGCUUGUUCUUUACUAGCGUCUCCCAUGGAUUAUUUUAUACAAGAUAUAAUUUAUUUUUCUUGGAAUAACUUGUGAAUUACUUUAAUAACUUGUAAAACUUACAGUGACCUUCAAACUGAACCACAUUCGCCUAACUGGUCUGCAUUGUAACAUGUCCCUAGGUAAAGCAAUCCUUUGUAAAGGUAGUUUGCUGGCUUUUAUCUUGCUGCACAGCUUCUGAAAUGAACAGUUAUUUGGAGGUGGGCUUUUUCUCAUCUAAGAACAUUCUGGACCCAGAUAUGUGGUGUCUAUGGUAAGAACAAGACUUGCUACAGCUACGGUUCUGUGGGAACACAGUCCUGGAGCAUGGAGCCCUGAGCCUCUGCACACAGAGCAGGGCACAGUACAGAGGGCUCAAACACAGGACAUUGUGAGGGCAGAGUGCUUGGGUGCUAAACUGUUCAGAUUCCACAGGAAUUAAGGUUUUAGAUUAGGCCUUGAAAAAAGCAAUAUUGGAUCUUUUAAAUGAGGCCUUUGCUGCUGUCUGCAGUCCUUGAAGGGGUUCAGAAGAGCUGAAGCAGUGCACGGUGAAGGGCAGUGACCUGGAGCAGGCUGAGGUCAGUGAAUGGGUCUUUCUUGGUAACUGUGGUGGGUUGUGGGUUAAACAGCAGAGGAAUUGCAACUCAGUGCAGCUGAAAAAACCCUCAAACCAAGCACCUUCUCCUGGAUUACACUGAAAGUUUAUCGCCUCGAGGCUCGCCUCCUGUAGAGAAGGAAUCUCAUUCAAGUUAGGCAUCUCCAGCUGCUUUAGUUUCAUGUGUUAGCUACUGUCUUCAUCAAUGUCAUCAUUUUACUUUCUAGUCAUUUGAACUUUUAAAUCAUCAUUAUGGUCUUUCCUCCUUAUCUGAGAUCUCCAGACAGUGACCCUUGAGAGCUUUAGCUCAGAGUCUGCCUGGAGUCUUCCCCCAUCACUCUUGUGGUUUCUGAGCACAGGGAGCAGUCUGUCUUUUGGUGUUGGCCAACCUCACUUUGUCAGGGUAUUUACUGUAUUGAACUGCACAGACCAUCUCCCUUCUCUGUCUGGGUUAGACCCGUCCUCCUCUGUCUCUCAACACUGGCCAGCUACUUAGCCUGACUUGGUGCAUAUGCCUUUCUCCAAACUGUUCAUUUCACAGGAGUAUAGCACGUGAUGAAUGUGCAUGGCUUUUGUGUACAAUUAGAAGUGACAGUAACUGCACUUUUAAAAGAUAUUAAAAGGGAUAAAAUAGAAUUAAAACCAAACCAACCAACCAAAGCUUUAGCAAAUCAUGGUGGGUCUCCCACACGGUUAUUUCUAGUGUAAGAGAUGGAAAGUUCCUGCACUGAGGUUGUUCUCCUCCCUGCAUUGACUCCUGUUUCCUGUGGGCAGCCCAGCCCUGCUUCAACUUGGCAGUCCUGAUGGAUGGCUGGAGGAUGGAUCAGGCUGGAGAGGAGCCCUUGAGGUCUCUGCUCUCUCUCUGCCCUGCUCACACCACAGCUAAGUGGGAGGGUCUUGCCCAGUGUCAUAUCCAGCUUCAGAGGUCUGCAAUGGUGGUGAUGUUGCAGCCUCCCAGGGCACAUGAUGCAGUUACUCUUUCAUGCUUAAAUUACCUUUCUUGGUAUUCCCUUCCUGGAUUAAAUGAAAUCUUUUAGUCCUACUAUUGCUUUUCCAUUGCAUUCCUUCCUCCAAACCCCUGGUCAGUGUCUGAAGGCCUAAACUGACAACUUCAGCACUAAAGGGGCCCACACACUGGCCCCUGCCUAAAAUCAGUGGGAGUUUAAGUUAAAGCUCAAUACCAGAAUAUGUCUUCAAUGCAUUUAAACCUGUGCUGUGUUGAUUUGCUACUCUGCCACAGAGGCCUAAUGAGGUGAUGAGGAUUGGUGGAGGCUUCCAGCUAGCAGCAAAUGGUGAGGAGUUAUCUAUGAUUCAGCUGUAAUAUCUUGACCAUAUUCCUUUUAGGGCUUAGUUGAGUUUUCAGUCAACUUCAGUUUUCCUCUGAUUCCUUUUGCCAUUGCCAACAUAGAUCUUGUUAAAUUAGCAGCAACCAUUUAAAGUCUUUGCAGCAGCAUCUGCAUGAUAAUUACACAGAGAUGCUUUCUAUCUGGGAAACAGGCCAAGGAAUAAACCUUGAAGCAAAGCGUAUUAAAUUAGUUAUCUCGUUAGAACUUUCUGAAUAAUUUCCUAAUGAUGAAUUAAGUUUGAACUCAGGGCUGUCAAGUCCCAUUGCUCCACUUGGAUGUGAGAAGGGAGGGAAAAGAAACCGUUCCUAUGUCUUAUUAUUCAGCUGCUCUUGGCUGAAACAUCUACUUCUGUUUCUACAGUGAGCACAGGAGAAUUAUUGCAUAGGAGAAUGCAGAGCUGGGAUUGAAAGGAAGAAGAUUAAGCAAAUGGUUUUUAUGCAAAGAUGCAUCAUAGGUGUCUUAGGAAAAAUAUUAAUUACAAAAUGGCACCAAAAAUCCUUUCCAUAUUAAAUCAGUGCCUAUUAAUGAGCCAAGUGAGUGGCCAUGGCAUAAACAGUCAUUUCCAUUUGCCUCCUGCCAUGCCUGCUAUGGUAGAUAGAGGCCAAUGUGACUCACUUUUUCCUUUUCAUUGUCAAAGAAUGGUAAUUUUAAGCUUUUCCUUUCAUCUGACCUCAGUGUAUUUUUUCCAGAUAGAUUUUAUCUUGACUAGAUCUGCUAAUACCAGAAAUGAAUUGGGCUGGUGCAUGUCUUCAGAGGUUCCUUUCCACCCCAGCUUGCAACCAAACCUCAGCGUGCUGAUGCUUUAUGAUUGAAAUGUGAUACACUUUUGGAGGGGAAAACCUGAACCUGCUGACUUUGAACCUGUUGUAGUUUUAUCACACCAAAAUUGCUUGGGCAGUACUUGCUAACCUUUAGGGAGUGACAGGAAAAUGCACUUUGCAUCCAAUUUUAUUAGUCAUAGCAGGAAUGAAUGCAAGAGACUUAAAGCAACAGUAUGGUUUAGUUUCUGUCCCACAGACUUAAACAGUGGAGGCCAUAAGUAGAAAAGGACAGUCUGGAGUUGCUGCAUAUUGUGUUGUAUGGGUUUAACAUCAAAGCAUGAUGGGUUCCCAAGAGACCAGUGACCAGCUUCAUCCCUUUGGAGGAAAGUCUGGACUGAAAAUCCCACAAAGAUGCAUCCACAGUCAAUGAAUGGCGCCUCUCCUUAAGAAGUUUGACACAAGUGGCCUUCUCCCAAGGCUCCCAGGUUCAUGUUCAGCCUG